Lates calcarifer (barramundi perch) is the source of this 4091-nucleotide messenger RNA. RefSeq names its product guanylyl cyclase 2 (gene gc2). The transcript is spliced from 23 exons. Lineage: Eukaryota; Metazoa; Chordata; Actinopteri; Centropomidae. Gene Ontology annotation, molecular function: protein kinase activity; peptide receptor activity; guanylate cyclase activity. The record is from RefSeq and is a predicted model, not a curated record. Gene Ontology annotation, biological process: protein phosphorylation; cGMP biosynthetic process; receptor guanylyl cyclase signaling pathway. The coding region runs from base 30 to 3494 and encodes 1154 amino acids.
CCUCCAGGUUCUUGUAAGCUCUGGAGGCCAUGAGCCUUGAGAAGCGACAACAGCAUUGUGCCUUCAUCUCUAUACCUCAAACAUGGCAGCAGACACGAGAAACAACUCCUUCUCCUUCUCCUGCUUUAACCCACGCUUCUCAUCCUCCCAUGUCAUCACCCCAACACAACUCCUCUCCUCAUCUUCCUGCUCUUUCCUUCUCUCCUCCACUCCAUGGUCUCCUGAGGUUCCUCUUGGUUCUCCUGGCCUCCCUGUGCUUACUGCCCCACCCAACCCAGGGAGCCUGGUUUCAGGUUGGGGUGGUGGGGCCUUGGGGGUGUGACCCUCUGUUUGCCAAGGCCCUCCCCAGCGUGGCAGCACAGCUCGCCGUCAACCGCAUCAACAAGGAUCCAUCACUGACCUACGCUGCAACGUUUGAUUAUGUUGUGCUGCAGGAGUCAUGUGAGACAUCGAGGGCACUGGAAGCAUUUGUGGGUUUCCAAACCAAGGCCUCAGGAUUCAUUGGACCAGCCAACCCCGGCUACUGUGAUGCUGCUUCAUUACUGAGCAAAGGCUGGAACAAAGCAUUGUUUCCUUGGAGUUGUGUUGGCUAUGAGUUGGACGAUGUUCGGAGUCACCCGACCUUUGCCCGCUCCAUGGCAAGGCCCACAUGGGUGCUGCUCCGCGUCAUGAACUACUUCAGGUGGGCCCACGUUGGCAUCAUCUCUUCCACAGAAGACAUCUGGGUGGAGACAGCCACCAAGGUAGCUGAUUCCUUGAGAAGCCAUGGUCUGCCGGUCAGACUGGUCAGUUUUGUGGAGAACACACCUCACGGUGUCAGGCGAACUCUGUCCAAGCUUCGCAAGAUGAGAGAAAUACGGGUUGUGAUCCUGUGCAUGCACUCGGCACUGAUUGGCGGUGGACUCCAGAAGCUCCUGUUGGAAACGGCCUACGACAUGCAGAUGAUCGAAGGCUCCCUGGUCUUUUUUCCCUACGACACCUUGCUCUACAGCCUUCCCUACCUUAACAUCUCCUACCCAGCCCUGAAGAGCAACAGCAAACUGCUGCGAGCCUACGAUGCUGUGCUGACCAUCACUAUCAACUCACCCCAGAUGUCUUUCUACGAGGCCUACAGAGAGGCCAUGGAUAGGGGGGAGGUGGCGAGGACACUGAAACCACAGCAGGUGUCUCCUCUCUUUGGGACCAUCUACAACUCGGUCCUCUUCAUGGCUCAUGCAGUGCAUCAGGUUCGGCAGUCUAGGCAGUGGAUGUCUGGUGGAAACCUGGCAAGACACACCCGCAACCUGGACUUCCAGGGCUUCAGCCACCCAUUCAAAACCAACAGCUCUGGAGCUGUUCUGCUGGACUACCUCAUACUCGACACAGAUGGACUCUCCUGGGAGCUGAAACCAGCAUACAGGAUUGAGAUGGAGGCCGGUAUUGUGCACUUCCUGGGUCGAGACAUCCACUUCCCUCGAGGCUCUGGACCCAGGAAGGACUCAUCCUGCUGGUUUACCCCUGGAGUCAUCUGCUCAGGGGGUGUGGAUCUGUUCAUGACCAUCAGGAUGUUUGUAGGGAUGAUCUCCGUCUCUGUUUUUGUUGUGGCGCUGACUUACUGCAUCAGGCGACGCAUCAAUCAAAUUCGAAUGGUCAAAGGUCCAAACAAGAUCUUGCUGACUCUGGCUGAUGUCACAUUCAUAAACCCAUCGCUUAGCAACAAGAAGUUGAGUCUGGAUGACAGCAGAGCCAGCGGCAUGAGGAGCAUAUCAGAUCGCAGCAUUACCUCACCAGUCUCCACCCAAUCCCCGGCCACAUAUGAGAACUCCAAUGUUGUAAUUUAUGAGGGUGACUGGGCUUGGCUGAAGAGGCUUCCAGAUGGGCUGUUCAGCAGAAUCACCCCCAAAACCAGUGAUGUGUUUGAGCUGAUGAAGGACAUGCGUCAUGAGAACGUCAACCCCUUCCUGGGCUUCUUUCAUGACUGUGGCGUGUUCGCCAUUGUGACCGAGUUCUGCUCCAGAGGAAGCUUGGAGGACCUGUUGCUGAACGAAGACGUCAAACUUGACUGGAUGUUCAAGUCCUCUCUGCUGCUGGAUCUGAUUAAGGGUAUGAAGUACCUCCACCACCGCGGAGUUUCCCACAGUCGUCUGAAGUCCCGUAAUUGUGUGGUGGAUGGCCGAUUUGUCCUGAAGGUCACAGAUUAUGGCUACAAUGAGGUUCUGGAGUCUCAGAAGUUUCCUUACAUUGAACCACCUGCAGACGAGUUACUGUGGACGGCUCCAGAGAUCCUGAGGAGUGGGCAGGCAGGGCUUCACGGGACUUUGCAUGGUGACGUGUACAGCUUUGCCAUCAUCAUGCAGGAAGUGGUGAUCAGGGGGCCACCAUUCUGCAUGCUGGACCUCUCUGCUGCAGACAUCAUAGAGAGGCUCUGUAAGCCUCCUCCACUCUUUCGCCCGGUGGUCAGUCCAGACUAUGCUCCAUUAGAGUGCAUCCAGCUGAUGAAACAGUGCUGGAAUGAACAACCAGACAAGAGACCCUGCUUUGAUGAGAUCUUUGACCAGUUUAAGAACAUCAACAAGGGGAAGAAGACCAACAUCAUAGACUCCAUGCUGAGGAUGCUGGAGCAGUACUCAUCUAACCUGGAGGAGCUGAUCAGAGAACGAACGGAGGAGCUGGAGAUCGAGAAACAGAAGACGGAGAAGCUGCUGACACAGAUGCUGCCUCCAUCUGUCGCAGAGGCUUUGAAGGUCGGCGGUACAGUCAAACCAGAGUAUUUUGACAACGUGUCGCUUUAUUUCAGCGACAUUGUUGGGUUCACCACCAUCUCAGCCAACAGCGAACCCAUCAACGUGGUCGACCUGCUCAACGACCUCUACACGCUUUUCGACGCCAUCAUAGGAAACCAUGACGUCUACAAGGUGGAGACGAUUGGUGACGCUUACAUGGUGGCAUCUGGUGUCCCUGUCCCCAAUGGCAACCGUCACGCUGCAGAAAUAGCUAACAUGGCUCUUGACAUCCUGAGCGCUGUGGGAACUUUCAAAAUGAGACAUAUGCCUGAUGUUCCUGUCAGGAUACGCAUAGGAUUGCACACAGGUCCAUGUGUAGCAGGUGUGGUGGGUCUGACCAUGCCUCGAUACUGUCUAUUUGGAGACACAGUGACCACUGCCUCUCGUAUGGAGUCCACUGGGAUGCCCUACAGGAUCCACGUCCAUCAUAGUACAGUGAAGGUCUUGAAGGACCUAAAUCUUGGCUACAAGGUAGAAUUAAGAGGCAGGACAGAAGUCAAGGGGAAAGGAAUAGAGGAGACCUACUGGCUCGUAGGGAGAGAUGGGUUUACCAAACCUUUGCCUGUUCCUCCAGAACUCAAGUCUGGUCGCAGCAUCAGUAUCGCAACAGACGGGUCAAAGGAUGUGAAGCAGGUGUUUCACAAGGCCGUGAAGAAGAUCGCUCACGUCCGCGUCGUGACUCAGCUCUACUCCACUGAAGACGAGGACAAUGUCAUGUUGUCGCACCACUGACCUGACCUGCAGUUCACAAAUCUACCUGGACUGCACCUGUCGUUCACUGCUAGUCCUGGUGGACUGAGACAAGUAUAACUUUACCUCAGUAUUUUCAUGGAAAAUCAUCUUGAUAUUUCCUCUUUACCAGUGAUCAUCCAUUGGGAAAAUUUAACAGGAGCAGAAAGGGGCUGAAGUGAAAGUGUUAGUUCAGAUUAACACCAAUCACUAUGUGUGUGUGUGUGUGUGUGUGUGUGUCUGUGUGCAUUAACGGCUUGAGUUGAGGAGAUGAAGUCUUGUGUGGGACUAUGUAUUGAGGCUGGUGGUGACUCAGCAAAGCAGGGAUCUACAGAAACUGCCUGUCAGCAGCCGAGGAACGCAGCUAAUCUCCGGUUUGUUUCCUCCUCCUUUGCUUCCCUGUCUCUCCAUCUGAGGAGAGGAGACAGAAACAGGAGGAAAGGGAAACCGAGGCGAAGAGGAGGUUAAAUAGAGAGGUGAGAGGGUGGAGGAGGCAGGAAAAGAUGGCUGCCCUUUGCUUUCACCACCUUCUCUCCACUCUGCAUCCAUAUUGACCUUGUUAUUAAUGUGAUCUCAUUGGAUUAUGUGGUGGAUUCUUUC